GGUAUGUAUAUCGUAUGUGGCAAGUGGAAAAGUACUAGGUACAAUUUCAUCUAUUCGACGCACGCUGUGCGAUGCGAGAGAUAAAAAGACAUCCAUGUGAAUUCCGGUGCCGAGCAUAUAUACAGGCCUUGACUGAAAGAACGACGCAGUAAGUCAACGGUGCUCUGCUCGUGCGUGAUAGUUUUAUCCUAGAUGGAUUCAUUACCUAAAAAAAUUGCUAUAAUUGGUGCUGGAUGUAGUGGUUUAGCAGCCAUCAAAUGUUGCCUGGAUGAAGGACUAGAACCUGCCUGUUUCGACAAAGAUCACGAAAUUGGAGGUCUAUGGCGAUAUGAAGAGGGCGAAAGAGACGCAGCAACGGUUUACCAGACUACCGUCAUCAACAGCAGCAAAGAAACCCUUGCAUUCUCCGACUUUCCCAUUCCAAAAGAAUAUCCAAAUUUUAUGCAUCACACAAAAGUGAUGGAAUAUUUCAAUCUUUACGCUGAAAAAUUUUACCUCCGAAAAUAUAUCAGCUUGAAUACAGAAGUGGUCAACUGCUGUCCAACCGCGGAUUUCAAGGAAACUGGAAAAUGGCAGCUGAUUCUGAAAAAAGUUCUUGAUGGAGGCACGGAGAACAGAAUCUUUGAUGGCGUCAUGGUAUGUGUUGGACACCACGCUGUGCCUUAUUAUCCAUUGCACGAUUUCCCAGGUGUGGAAAAAUUUCAGGGUAAAAAGAUGCAUAGUCGCUCAUAUCGCACUUCCACCCCAUUUGAAGGAAAACGUGUAACUGUCGUGGGGAUGGGAAACUCUGGUUGCGAUAUGGCUGUAGAAUUGAGUAGAAAUGCAAAACAAGUUUACUUGAGCACAAGACGGGGAACAUGGCUUUUUAGUCGAAUCAUGGACAAAGGGGUCCCCUUCGAUUUCCUACUCAUAACAAGGUUCACUUCUUGGUUGAUGUUAAAUCUGCCUUCUCUUAUGAAUCCUUUAUUUGAAUCGAUUCUGAACACCAGAUUUGAUCACGAGAAGUAUGGAGUUAAGCCGAAACAUCGAGUUCUUUCCCAGCAUCCGACUAUUAGCGACGAGUUACCUCAUCGCAUUGUUAACGGCACCGUCAUUCUGAAACCGAACGUGACAGAAUUUACAGAAAAUGAAGUCAUUUUCAAAGACGGAACCAGAGAAAAAAUUGAUGCAGUAAUUUUUGCUACUGGUUUUUCUUUCGAAUUUCCGUUCUUGGACAGGAACAUAAUUGACACAACCAGUAAUCAAUCAGGACUCUAUCGGCUGGUGUGGCCUAUGAACUUGGAACAGAACACUCUAGCCGUCAUCGGUCUUGUUCAACCGCUCACUGUAAUUGGUCCAUGCUCUGAAAUUCAAUCAAGAUGGGCAGCAAAGGUUUUUAAAGGUGGCUUGAAACUGCCUUCAAAUGAAUUAAUGAAAGUGAAUUAUGACGAAAUGAUGACUGAGAUGAAAAAAAGAUACCUUUGCAGUCAUCGAUAUACUAUUGAGGUAGAUGGAGUUACUUACAUGGACAGAAUUGCAGAGGAAUUAUCAUGCAAGCCGAACCUGUUCAAACUUUUCAUCACGGAUCCAUUACUUGCGUGGGAGGUAUUGUUCGGACCAUUCACCUGCGUGCAGUACCGGCUGACAGGGCCUGGUAAAUGGGAGGGUGCUCGAAAAAUUAUUAUGGCACAUUGGGGUCGCAUGUGGUUCCCGUUGUCGGGAAAAGAAGAAAAACAACGUCAGUCUUUCUGGAUGAAUAUGCUUAUCAUAGCGUUCGCUUUUUGCGCUAUUGCUUGGAUUAUAUAAAUCAUUGUCGAUUAGGUAGAAAGCAUGCAUGGCGUUGCUAAGUUUCUAAUACUGUAAGCCUUAUAGUAGGUAAUAAUAUAUAGGCAUAUUAGAUAAUUAGAAUUUUGACGAAAGUGGAUAUUGUUGUGAAGAAAUUGAAUUAGAAAAAGUUUUA
This is a messenger RNA of Styela clava, 1939 nucleotides long. Its product is annotated as flavin-containing monooxygenase 5-like. The record is from RefSeq and is a predicted model, not a curated record. NCBI's taxonomy places the organism in Eukaryota, Metazoa, Chordata, Ascidiacea, Stolidobranchia, Styelidae. Gene Ontology annotation, molecular function: flavin adenine dinucleotide binding; NADP binding; N,N-dimethylaniline monooxygenase activity.